UAUCAAAUGAUACCUACACAUCGAUUUAAUUGAUCCGUAUCUAAUAAUAAAUUCGAAGGCUUUUGCUAAACUAGAGUUUUUCCUAUAAAUCUACAUCCCUCUAUCAAAAAUAAGUUGCGGUGAAAUUUCUGCAGGAAAAGUAACCAGACAGACCUAUUAUCUGCCGCUUCAGCUUUAAAAGAAAAUAUAAACAUUUGAGCAAACAAUUUUUGUUUAUAAUUUCAAUGAUAUGAAAUUACGAAAAGUGCUCAUAAUUACAUGCGUAGUUAUUGCCACGUAUGUAUUGUAUUUAAUUCAUCAUGAAAAUAUAAAUAAAUCUUUCUUUGGAAUUAAUUCAAAUACGGGGUUAGGAAUCAGUACUCAACGUCCAAUUUUUCGCAUAGCAGUAGUAGCUUGUGGUCAACGAUUGCGUGAAACAUUAGCGAUGAUAAAAUCUGCCUUGCUCUUUAACCAUUACCAUGACCGACUGUAUUUUAUAAUAUUUGCUGAAGACCAUUUAAUUACAAGCUUUUCUGAAAAGCUUGGCGAUUGGCAAACAUUGCUUCCAGAGGAAUUUGGAUAUCAAAUCCUGCCCCUGCAGUUUCCACCCAACAAUUCUGAAUGGAAAACUCUGUUCAAACCCUGCGCCGCGCAGCGACUAUUUUUGCCGUCUCUACUUCAAUCAACUGAAAGUCUCUUGUAUGUGGAUACGGACAUUAUAUUUUUGUCACCUGUUGCUGAUGUGUGGAAUUUUUUCAAAAAAUUUAAUGGAAGCCAAAUAGCUGCUUUGGCUCCAGAGCACGAAGAUGAAAACAUUGGGUGGUACAAUCGAUUCGCUCGCCAUCCUUAUUAUGGCUCUCUUGGAGUUAACUCUGGUGUCAUGCUUAUGAACCUAACUCGAAUGCGAGUCUUCAAGUGGGAAGAACAUAUACUCCCCAUCCAUAAAGAAUAUAAGCUAAGAAUUACCUGGGGCGACCAAGAUAUCAUAAACAUUCUCUUCUAUUAUCAUCCCGAAAAAUUGUACGUGUUGCCUUGUGAAUACAACUAUCGUCCGGAUCAUUGCAUGUACAUGAGUGUUUGCCCUUCCCCCAAUGGAAUAAAAAUCUUUCACGGUAAUCGUGGUUAUUUCCAUUCCAGCAAACAACCGCUUUUUCGCGCGGUCUUCGAAGCUGUGGAAAAUUAUCAGAUUGAAACUGAUCCAUAUAGCAAUUUCCUUUUACCUCUAAAGGAAGCCAUAAAAGACACGCUUGUUGUAGAUUCAAAUUGUGGAAAAGUUUCAAAUAGUGUUAUUUGGAUUGCAAGUAAAAUUUUCUCUUAUAAAUAUAGCUAAAUAUAAUAGUAUAUUAAUAUUUAUA
Molecule: messenger RNA, 1334 nt
Organism: Musca domestica (house fly)
Lineage: Eukaryota; Metazoa; Arthropoda; Insecta; Diptera; Muscidae
Gene: shams
Product: glucoside xylosyltransferase 1
Exons: 4
Coding region: 230-1309 (359 amino acids)
Biological process (GO): protein O-linked glycosylation via N-acetylgalactosamine
Molecular function (GO): UDP-xylosyltransferase activity
Source: RefSeq, a predicted model, not a curated record